GGCGAGAACAUGUCGCUAUUUGUUUAUAAACAAUGGUUUUAGUUUGCUGUCAGUCGUCGUCCCCAAAAGUGCGGCAUGUGGUCGCGCGGGAGCAGUUCGAAGAGGCAAGUGGCCACCAACGACAAUGACCCCGAAAAGGUUUUGAAACAGGUGCAGGAUCUCAGCGAUUGGCUGGUGGCCAAUCCCCAAAUCAACGGAUGCAACACCUUCGAAAACCUGCAUUUUUUCAGAACCUCAAAGUACGAUGUGGAGCGAACGAAGAAGAAACUAAAGACUUUUUAUCAAAUGAGAGCGGAGCGCACUGAGUGGUUCGAUAAUCGCGAUCCGAAGUUGCCAGAAAUCCAGGAGCUUCUUAAUCUGGGAGUAUUUCUACCCAUUGGUCCCGAUGCGGAACAAAGGAUGGUGGUGGUCAUCCGGACAGCGGCUCACGAUCCGAAGCUCCAUACUCAGAACAAUGUUUUUAAGACCAGUAAAAUGAUAUUGGACCUGCUCCUAAAGCUGGAACCGGAAACUUGUGCCCGCGGAAUGGUGGCCGUUCUAGACAUGCAGGGUGUCCAACUGGGUCACGCCCUUCAAAUGAAUCCCAAACUCAUCAAGCGAUCCGUGGAGAGCUGGACCGCCUAUCCAUGUCAACCCAAAUUAUUGGAGUUUACCAAUGCGCCGCGCCAUGUUAACAUCUUUCUAAAUACCUUCAGAAUAUUUAUGACACCCAAGAUUAGAUCCCGACUCUUUAUCCGUCGCGAGGGAACCUCUGUGAUCUGUGACCAUCUGCCUAAAGAGCUGGGUGGACAAGGUCUCAGCUACAAGGAGCUCUCCCUCAAGUGGAAACACUUGGUGGAGGACAAUGCCGAUUUCUAUGUGGAGCAAGACAAAUACAAAAGCCAGCUCAAGUGAUUGGGGUUAGUGCGGCGACAGUGAUAAGAAGGCGAUUAGCCGAAUGCUAUAGAUUAGUCGCAAACAUUUACAAUGCGCAAAUGCACACAGGCUCAUAUUAGUUGUCAUCAUUUUGAAAAGGGUACAAUAAGUAUCCACUGAAUCUUAAAUGUAUAUUGUAAGGCAUUACUUCAUACCUUUUAAAAGGGGUAUUUAAUCACGAUAAUGUAUUUUGUUUUUGUUUUUUGUUUCUAAAUAAAGUGUGAAUGCACGAUAAACGUAAAA
This is a messenger RNA of Drosophila ficusphila, 1158 nucleotides long. RefSeq names its product retinol-binding protein pinta (gene pinta). Gene Ontology annotation, cellular component: membrane. Gene Ontology annotation, molecular function: phosphatidylinositol bisphosphate binding. Lineage: Eukaryota; Metazoa; Arthropoda; Insecta; Diptera; Drosophilidae. The record is from RefSeq and is a predicted model, not a curated record.